AUGCUCCGAUCUUCUACUAGAGGAAUUUCGUAUACUCUGUUGUGCUUGAAGGCUGUAUCGUACUCUAAGACACUUCAGCUUCCACAAACUUCAUUCGGACCCAAGCUACCCAAUGCGGAAGAGAAUAAAUCAUUGAUUAACCAAAGUAGUCAGGAUUUGUAUAAGUGGCAAUUCAAACGGCCGGAGCUGGAGUAUUCUGGGAAAUUUGUGCUACAUGAUGGGCCUCCCUACGCCAACGGUGACUUACAUAUGGGCCAUGCCUUGAACAAGAUCACAAAGGAUAUCAUAAACCGGUUUGAAUUACUUUACCAUAACAAGAAAGUAUUAUAUCAACCAGGUUGGGACUGUCACGGACUUCCCAUUGAAAUGAAGGCCAUAACAUCCACCGAAAACAAGGACAAAUUAACUGCUGUGGAGAUCAGGAAACUUUGUAGAAACUUGGCGCAAACAAUGAUUGACAAGCAGAGAGAACAGUUCACGGAGUUCGGGAUCAUGACUGACUUCGAAAAUCCAUACAUCACCUUGAACCACGAGUAUGAGAUAAACCAAUUGAAAAUAUUUCAGAAAUUGACCGAAAACGGGUUACUUUCUCGACAACAAAAACCAGUCUGGUGGGGUGUUGAAACAGAGACUGCUUUAGCUGAAGCUGAGUUGGAGUACAAUAACAACCAUGUUUCUACUGCUGUUUACGUCAAGUAUCAAUUGAAAUUGGAAGGAACGUUCUUGGAAAAGUACGAUAACAUCAAGUUGCUUAUAUGGACAUCUACUCCUUGGACAUUGCCUGCAAACAAAGCAAUAUGUGUGAACGAGAACUUGAAGUACACCUUGUUGUACAAGAAAAGAUCGAACGAGCAUCUUCUUGUAGCAGAAGAUUUAGCUGAGGAUGUCUUAGAAAAGGGUAAUAAAAAGGUCGAAGAUGAAGAAGAUCUCUGGAAAUUGACCAAAGAAGGAGUUUCCAUUCUGGGUGCAGACUUGAUUGGCCUCUCUUAUUCAAAUCCUAUAGUGGAAAAUAAGAACGUUUUGUUCCCUAUUUUGCACGGAGACCACGUCACAGCUACAGCAGGUACUGGGCUCGUCCACACUGCACCAGCUCAUGGAGGUGACGAUUAUUUAAUUGGUAAAAAGAGUGGGUUGCAAAUCGUUUCACUGGUUGACGACAAGGGUAUAUACCAUGGGUUGGGAAUUCCUCAAGAAUUCAAACACUUGAUAGGGAAGAGAUUCGAUGAUUCCAUUUGGCCAAUAAUCGACCAAUUUGACGAGCAAGGGUUGAUUUUCCACAAAAACAAGAAGUUUAAGCACUCGUACCCAUACGACUGGAGAUCUAAUAAACCUGUGAUCCAAAGAGCUACCCCACAAUGGUUUAUCAAUGUAGAAAAGAUAAAGGAUACAGCAGUAAAGUCCUUGGAUGAUGUUAAAUUCUUCCCCGAAUCUGGAAAAAACAGACUACUUCUGUUUAUUAAAAAUAGGAAUGAGUGGUGUAUAUCCAGACAAAGAGUGUGGGGGGUUCCAUUACCUAUCAUCUAUGACAAACUGACCAAGGAACCAGUGCAAGUGAAGGAAUUAAUGACACACAUUGUUAAUAUGAUUGAUAAAUAUGGUACAGAUGAAUGGUUUGUUGAGGAAGAAGAUAUAUCAAGGUGGCUUCCGGAAGAAUUACAAAACAGGGCAUCGGAAUUAAUAAAGGGAACAGAUACAAUGGAUGUUUGGUUUGAUUCAGGUACGUCAUGGUCAACUUUAUCAUCGGAUGUGGACGAAUCGUUUGCCUCCAGUACACCGUUAGCAGACAUUUACUUGGAAGGAUCUGAUCAACAUAGAGGUUGGUUCCAAUCUUCGCUUUUAAAUAAGAUUAUUGCGUCAGGUUCACACGGUGAAAACUUCAAGCCAGUGGCUCCCUUUAAGGAAAUUAUCACCCAUGGGUUUACUCUUGAUGCCAAAAAUAACAAGAUGUCUAAAUCAAAGGGUAAUGUAAUUUCACCAAAGCAUGCUAUGAUUGGCGGAGGUAAACCAUUUUUACCUACAUUGGGAACUGACGGAUUACGAUUAUGGGUUGCUUCUUCAAAUUACACACAAGACGUUAACGUAACCAGUGAAGUUCUUACUAGAGUAUUCGAAAACCUUAAAAAAUUUCGAAUCACCUUGAAGUAUCUAUUAGGUAAUAUCAAUGGGUUCAAGGAAACAGUACCAUAUGAUCAGCUUAACCCAUUAGAUAAGUAUAUUUUGAGCAAACUUAGUACCCUUCAAGAAACUUGCAUAGAGUACUACAAGGAACACAAUUUCCAGAGAGUUGUUAAGGAUAUCAACCAUUUUAUCAGUACUGAUUUGAGUUCUUCUUAUUUCGAUAUAUCGAAAGAUAGUCUUUACACAGAUUCGAUUAAUUCACACAAAAGACGAAGUAUCCAGACUGUUUUGGAAAUAUUGUUAAGAACUCAGGUCGGGUUGUUAGCCCCAAUCCAACCCAUAUUAACGCAAGAGGUUUGGAACAAUUUCCAUCAGAAAAAGGGCAGUUCUCCAUACACAGCAGGUUCGUGGUCAUCAUUCUAUAGACUUCCAGAGAACUAUAGAAAUCCUGCAAUUGAAGCAGAAUUUGAACAAAUUUGGUGCAUAAAAUCGCAUCUUUACAAAACAUUGGAACAAUUCCGUCAAGAAGCAAAUAUCAAAAGUAACCUUGAACUUUCCAUUGACUUAAAUGUGAAGGAUGAAAACUCAAAAAUAUAUGAUAUCCUUAACAGACAUGAAGAGUGGCUUGGUGAUUAUUUCCUAGUAUCUAACGCUUCCCUAGGAAGUGACGCAACCCAAACAACACCAGUCCAAAUAAAUACUACAAUCAAUAUCGAUGGUACUGAAGUCGUCAUUAAUGUGAAACCCUCUUCGCAUGAGAAGUGUCCAAGAUGUUGGAAGUAUGUGGCACCUAAGAAAGAUGAACUUUGUGGAAGAUGUGAUGAUGUUGUGACUGAGCAAAACAGGCAAUAG
Dujonia railenensis is the source of this 2970-nucleotide messenger RNA. The record is from the annotation of a GenBank genome assembly. Lineage: Eukaryota; Fungi; Ascomycota; Pichiomycetes; Serinales; Debaryomycetaceae.